CAGCGAAGAGGGAGAGACCGACCCAAGUGAGGGAUGAAAUCGGAGUCAGAGCAGCACAAGUGUUUGUGGCAAUAAACAGACCGAGCGAGUCCAUGGACUCAUACUGAUUUCCUUCCAACAAUUUCUUGGCUCUUCUUUUCUGUUUCUUUCUCUUUAUCCAUUGCCCUCUGCUCUUUCCCUAAUUAAAAAGACUCUUGUUCCGCGGUCUGCAUCGAUUGAAAUCAAAGAAUGGUUAGACCUCUGCAUCGAGGUCCGUCUGGGCCGCGGAUAUCUGGCAGUAGCAAUGAUUUUUUUAACUCCCAAAUGAAAGAUAAAACAGAUAAAGAAGAUUUGGACAGAAGAGCUUCUUCGGAUAACAAUAGUUUGGCAUUUAAAUUUCCCAUUCGAGUACUUUUUCCGGACAAUUCUCCUUCCAAACAUGGAAAUACCGAAAAUGGCUUUACAUCUGAUCCCUUCAUGGCUGGUACUCCCAGAAGUCGGCACAAGUUAGCACUGCUACUGUUGAAGUUAAGUUUAGUUUUGAUUGUUAUUCUAGCUCUUACCGGAUCCUUUUGGUGGACACUCUCCAUCUCAACAACUUCAAGAGGUCACAUAUACCAUGGAUACCGGCGACUCCAACAGCAACUUGUUUCUGACCUGUGGCAUAUCGGAGAGCUUUCUCUUGGUUCUUCAAGGUUGAGAGACUUGGAGUUUUGUCCUCAGGAGAACGAAAAUAAUGUUCCAUGCUUCAAUGUUUCGGAGAAUCUUGCCUUAGGUCUUGCUGAUGGCAACGAGUAUGACCGGCAUUGUGAGAAUGGGAUGAGGCAAAAUUGUUUAGUUCUUCCACCUGUGAAUUAUAAGAUUCCUCUUAGGUGGCCUACUGGUAGAGAUGUCAUCUGGGUGGGGAAUGUGAAAAUAACAGCGCAGGAGGUACUUUCUUCUGGAAGCUUGACGAAGAGGAUGAUGAUGUUGGAAGAAGAGCAAAUUUCAUUCCGUUCAGCCUCCUUGAUGUUUGAUGGUGUUGAAGACUACUCACACCAAAUUGCAGAAAUGAUAGGACUGAGAAAUGAAUCCAAUUUCAUACAAGCUGGGGUGAGAACCAUCUUGGAUAUAGGAUGUGGUUAUGGUAGUUUCGGAGCACAUCUCUUUUCCAGUCAGAUCCUAACUAUGUGCAUUGCAAACUAUGAGGCUUCAGGAAGCCAAGUUCAGCUGACUCUUGAAAGGGGUCUUCCUGCAAUGAUUGGUUCUUUUAUUUUGAAACAGUUGCCUUAUCCAUCUCUCUCUUUUGAUAUGUUGCAUUGUGCACGAUGUGGCAUUGAUUGGGACCAACAAGAUGGGAUCCUCUUGAUUGAGGUUGAUAGAGUUUUGAAACCUGGUGGAUACUUUGUCUGGACAUCACCUAUUACCAAUGCCGUGACAUUUCGUCGUAACAAAGUGAAUCAGAAAAGGUGGAACCUCGUACGUGAUUUUGCAGAAAAUCUAUGCUGGGAGAUGUUAUCUCAGCAAGAUGAAACAGUUGUAUGGAAAAAGACUAGUAAAAGGAAUUGUUAUAGUUCACGGAAACCAGGUUCAGGUCCCUCUAUAUGCAGCAAAGGUCAUGAUGUUGAAUCUCCAUAUUAUCGACCACUCCAAGCCUGUAUUAGUGGAACUCAAAGCCGCAGAUGGAUUCCUAUUGAAGAGAGGAAAACCUGGCCUUCUAGGGCUAAUCCGAACAAGAGUGAACUUGCCAUAUAUGGAUUACAUCCAGAAGAACUCACUGAGGAUGCUGAGAUGUGGAAAAUGGCAGUACGGAAUUAUUGGUCUCUUUUGUCACCAUUGAUAUUUUCAGAUCAUCCAAAGAGACCUGGCGAUGAAGAUCCUUCACCGCCCUAUAAUAUGCUUAGAAACGUACUAGACAUGAAUGCUCAUUUUGGUGGUUUUAAUUCUGCAUUAUUGGAAGCUGGAAAGUCCGCAUGGGUCAUGAAUGUGGUCCCAACAAAUGGACCCAAUUAUUUGCCCUUGAUCCUAGACAGGGGAUUUGUUGGUGUUCUGCAUGACUGGUGUGAACCCUUUCCAACAUACCCAAGAACUUAUGAUAUGGUGCAUGCAGCAGGACUUCUUUCCCUUGAAAGUGAUCAUCAGCGCAGAUGUACCAUUCUUGAUCUAUUCACAGAGAUUGAUCGAUUACUUCGUCCAGAGGGUUGGGUGAUAUUCCAUGACAAAGCUGCUCUCAUCGAAUCAGCAAGAGCUACAGGGCUGAAAUGGGAGGCACGCGUGGUGGAAAUCGAAAGCAACAGCGGUGAAAAGCUCCUCAUCUGCCAAAAGCCUUUCUUCAAGAAGCAAGCAAACUAAUAAAGCAGUUUCCAAAGGGGAGCCUGAGAUACACGGUGGUAAUAUCACUCGAUUCAUAUUCAUUUACUUAUUUUACUCAAUCAUCAUAAAGCUCUGCCAUUGAAAGGAGAGGGAACCAAGAUUUUAGGACAGACGAAACCAAAGAAACAAUACGACGCCUAUGGAGCCGGUCGUAAGGCCGCCAUAGGACAUAGGGUAAUGUAAUUAUUUGUGGUAUUGAGGUCCGGAGCAAAGUGAGAGAGAGAGAGAGAGAGAGAGAGAGAGAGAGAGGAGUGUAGAUUAUAUUUUUAAUCUUCCAUGUAAUUUCUCGUUGUUACUAUACAGAACCACAUGAUUAAGAUUGUGAAGAUCAUCACAGCAUAAACAAAUGCAGUCAGUUUGUUAUAGUGUAUAAAACAUGCUUGUCAACGCAUUUAUGUCAAGCACCCUCA
Molecule: messenger RNA, 2741 nt
Organism: Pyrus x bretschneideri (Chinese white pear)
Lineage: Eukaryota; Viridiplantae; Streptophyta; Magnoliopsida; Rosales; Rosaceae
Product: probable pectin methyltransferase QUA2
Exons: 9
Coding region: 229-2310 (693 amino acids)
Cellular component (GO): cytoplasm
Molecular function (GO): methyltransferase activity
Source: RefSeq, a predicted model, not a curated record